AUGGGAGAAGUCCAUCAGUCCGUUCAACUAGAUUUCGAACCAUGGAGUCUCGCUUUGACCAACACACAAGAGCUACUUAUGACGCGCAAUGAUGUUUCACCACUGAUUCAUAAACUAUCCGAGGACAGACGAGUAACGACAUUUGCUAGCACAAGCCCAGCAAAAGCCUGGAACAUCAGUGUUAGUGACAGUGAUGAGGUAUUCGUAAGUACCAACUCUAGAGAAAUAUUGGUGCUGAACAUGUCCGGGGACAGGGUCAAACAACUCUCGUGUGGUCAGGACUGGUGCCGUAUUGCGUGCUUGACUACUGGAAUUGUUGCAGUUAUCACCGAUGGUGUUUACUGGCAAAAACCGAAAAUCAUUGAUAAAUCUGAUCAGGUCAUACACACGUGGAGUGGAAAGCUGGACAGUGGUAAAUCCAUUUUACGGAAGGGACAGAAUAGUAUAGCGUGUGAUAACUUUGGCAGAGUGUUUGUACCUGACACUUACAAUAACCAGGUAUACGUCCUUCCCCCGCGUAAUGAUACAAUGGCUCUAUUGGACAAGAAACAUGGGAUAACAUCCCCAACAGCUGUUUGUGUAGACAAAUGCGGGGAUGUUUGGCUCGGCUGUAUUGAUGGCACAGUACAUGUGAUGCAGCUGUGA
Pecten maximus is the source of this 645-nucleotide messenger RNA. RefSeq lists its product as uncharacterized. The transcript has a single exon. The record is from RefSeq and is a predicted model, not a curated record. The coding region runs from base 1 to 645 and encodes 214 amino acids. Lineage: Eukaryota; Metazoa; Mollusca; Bivalvia; Pectinida; Pectinidae.